This is a messenger RNA of Entelurus aequoreus (snake pipefish), 1163 nucleotides long. It is a transcript of the gene ormdl2, whose product is annotated as ORMDL sphingolipid biosynthesis regulator 2. Gene Ontology annotation, cellular component: endoplasmic reticulum membrane. Bases 125 to 586 code for a protein of 153 amino acids. Lineage: Eukaryota; Metazoa; Chordata; Actinopteri; Syngnathiformes; Syngnathidae. The record is from RefSeq and is a predicted model, not a curated record. The transcript is spliced from 4 exons. Gene Ontology annotation, biological process: ceramide metabolic process; negative regulation of ceramide biosynthetic process; intracellular sphingolipid homeostasis.
CGCUUAUCUGAAUCAUGGAUCCUCGGCUGGUGUUUGACAAUUGACAUACGUAGAGGGACAGCCCAAGAGGGCGGGGUUUAACCCAAACGAGUUAUUUCCUGCUCAGCAGUGACAACACGCAAAGAUGAACGUGGGCGUGGCUCACAGCGAAGUCAACCCCAACACACAGGUGAUGAACAGCCGAGGCAUAUGGCUCGCCUACAUGCUGCUGACCGUGGUGUUGCACAUCAUCCUGCUAAGCAUUCCCUUUUUCACUGUACCGCUUGUCUGGACCCUAACCAAUGUUAUUCACAACCUGGUGAUGUACCUGUUCCUGCAUACGGUAAAGGGCACACCCUUUGAGACACCGGACCAAGGAAAAGCUCGUCUGCUCACACACUGGGAACAGAUGGACUACGGUAUACAGUUCACAGCUUCACGCAAAUUCCUCACCAUCUCACCAAUUGUUCUCUACAUUCUUGCCAGUUUCUACACAAAGUACGACCGUACGCAUUUCUUAAUCAACACCUGCUCCCUCCUCAGUGUCCUGCUGCCAAAGUUGCCUCAGUUCCAUGGAGUGCGGAUAUUUGGAAUCAACAAAUACUGACACAACAAACUGAACACUUGGAAUUAAACACUGGACUUUUUGAUUUGUGUCCAGGCUUUACUGUUUUACAUCUGUCUGAGUCCUCUGUGAAGCAAUAUAUGGAUUUGCUGUUUGUCUUGUCUGUUAAAGGAGCACAUGCUCUGUUGAUGUUUUGUAAAGAUAUGUCUUUUUGUCAGAAGUGACAUCUUUUUCUUCUUGCUGUCGAAAAAGCAACAUGUUUAACUUGCAUUGCUUUGCAAUGGGAAGUUGAACCUUUAUUUUAGAACUAUGACACACUGCCCACUACUUUGUGUCUUUUUUUAAAACCACUUAGUUUGUUAAAUUAAGAUAUAUUCUGAGUUUGAUGAUUGUCUGGAAAGCUGAUAUUACUUUACCUGCAUGUAAUCAAGCACAAGAUGGUUGCCUUCAAAAUAUUUCAUAAUGACGUUGUUUUCACAAGGUGAGAAACAUGUUUGACCCUCAUUUAUCAGACACAACCAGGAUUGACUGUAGUCUGCAAACUGUAUGUAUGGCUUUUAAUGUGACCUUUUUGCAUUUUGUGUUUCUACAAUAAAUAUUGGCUGUGAUUUCCAUUAAA